UUCUAUCUCGAACCCACCAAACCAAACCAAAGUACAGAACCACUCACAUUCCUCGAUCUUCAAAACCUCUCACGUUUUCCCACACUCCCUUUCCCAUUAUCAAAACCCUGGGAACAAGAAGAAGAAGAAGAAGACCUCCUUCUCCUCCUCCAUUUUCCUUCGAGCCAAACACCACCUUUGCUUGCAGAACCAGAAGCUAGAAACACUCUUGUGUGUGAACAACAAGAAGCAAGUAAAAAGGUCCAACCUUUCAUUCUUCAGACAUUCUCCUGUCUGUCAUUUUCUUUCAAGCCAAACAGACAUGCCUCCAAUCAUCUCUAUCCUCUUCGUAUUCUUCCUCUUUCCCUUUGUACCUCUUUCUUCCCUUUCUGAGCUGCCUGCUUUAAUGGCCUUGAAAGCCUCUCUCGACCCACAAAAUCAGUUCUUGACCUCGUGGACUCCUCACUCUGAUCCUUGUAGCGGGGCUUUUGAAGGCGUGGCUUGCAACGAUCAAGGUCGUGUGGCUAAUAUCUCUCUGCAAGGCAAAGGUCUCUGGGGUGAAAUACCCGAGACUGUGGCUGAGCUCAAGAGCUUGACGGGUCUUUACCUGCAUUUCAACUCAUUGAAUGGGAAUAUACCUAAGGAGCUUACAACAUUAAGUCAGCUUACUGAUUUGUAUCUCAAUGUCAAUAAUCUUUCCGGGGAAAUCCCACAUGGGUUUGGAAACAUGCCUAAUCUUCAAGUUUUGCAGCUGUGUUAUAAUAGAUUGACUGGAAGUAUACCAAUUCAACUUCGAUAUCUGAAGAGGCUUAGUGUUCUUGCUCUUCAAUAUAAUCAACUAACCGGUGCAAUUCCUGCAAGUUUGGGGGAGCUGAAGUCACUAACGAGGUUGGAUUUGAGCUUUAAUAACCUAUUUGGUUCUGUUCCUGCAAAAUUAGUCGAGGCUCCCAUGUUAGAAGUCCUUGACAUCCGAAACAAUUCUCUAUCCGGUACCAUCCCACAAGUUUUUAAAAGACUCGGUGGAGGAUUCCAAUACGAAAACAACCCAAACUUGUGUGGGGUUGGGUUUCCUGACUUGCAGGUUUGCACAGCAAGUGAGGGUUGGGACCCAACCAGGCCGGAACCAUAUCAGCCUAGUAACUUCUCUGCCAACGGUUUCCCAAACUCAACCAGUAACCAUUCCACAAAAGACCUCCCAGAGUCUGUAAAUUUAGAGUCGAAUUGCAGCGGAGCUAACUGUUCAAAGCCAUCUAAGUCUCCUCAAAUUGGUGUAGUUUUGGGGGUUACUGGACUCUUUGUUGCUUUUGUUGUUUCUGGUAUUUUCUCAUUCUCAUUGUACCGUCGCCGUAAACAGAAAAUUGGAAGUACUUUCUACCCAUCAGAUAGCCGGCUUAGCACUGAUCAGGUCAAGGAGGUUUACAGGAAGAGUGCAUCUCCCCUCAUCAGUCUGGAAUACUCGAACGGAUGGGACCCCUUUGCUAAAGGUAGUGGUGGAUUCUCUCAGGAGGUACUUGAGAGCUUCAUGUUCAAUCUAGAAGAAGUUGAGCGCGCAACUCAGUGCUUCUCAGAAGUGAAUUUAUUGGGAAAAAGCAGUUUCUCUGCCACCUACAAGGGCAUCCUGAGAGAUGGAUCAGUUGUUGCUGUAAAAUGCAUUGCAAAGACGAGCUGUAAGUCUGACGAAGCUGCAUUCCUGAAGGGAUUGAAGAUGUUAACAUCAUUGAAACAUGAAAAUCUUGUCAAGUUGAGAGGCUUUUGCUGUUCAAGAGGAAGAGGCGAGUGUUUUCUUGUCUAUGAUUUUGUCCCAAGAGGAAGUUUGUUGCAGUAUCUUGACACUAAGGAAGGCACUGGUACGGCUCUUGAAUGGGCAACCAGAGUAUCUAUUAUCAAUGGUGUUGCCAAAGGUAUUGCUUAUUUGCAUGGAAAUAAGGGGAGAAAAUCAGCUAUAGUUCACCAGAAUAUCUCAGCAGAGAAGGUGCUCAUAGACACCAACUAUAAGCCCAUGAUCUCGGAUUCAGGACUACACAAACUCCUUGCAGAUGAUAUCAUCUUCUCUAUGCUAAAAGCCAGUGCUGCCAUGGGAUACCUGGCUCCUGAGUACACAAACACCGGUCGUUUCACUGGAAAAAGUGACGUGUAUGCCUUUGGUAUGAUCAUAUUUCAAAUUCUGACUGGAAAACAGAAAAUAACCCAAUCAGCUCGCCAAGGCGCAGAAGCAUGCAGAUUUGAAGACUUCAUCGAUCCAAGCCUCGCUGGGAAGUUUGCAGAAUGUGAUGCAGUUAAGCUUGCUAAACUAGCUCUGCUCUGUACUCAUGAAUCUUUCAACCACAGGCCCUCAAUGGAAUGUGUUGUUCAAGAGUUAAGCGGGUUAGUAGUGAGUCAAUAAUAUAAUGUUAGAAAGUUUUUGGCCUAAAUUAGUAUGGAUGAUUUAACUAACUAUGAAUAGUUUGCUGCUUAAGUAGGGUUUUCUAGUUCUUCUGACUAUCAUGUAUGUAAGGCUUAUCUACUUGUUUGUUGUAAUUCGUAUUAGGCAGGCAGAACAAAAUUAGUUUAUUUAGUUGGUGGGUAAGACUACUUGAAAUGUGAGUUUGUUCAUAAUUACUAGUGUUGAGUGUCUCGAGUUUUUGCUGAGAAAAAAGUGAGUCUUUUUCUGGCGACUAGUAAUUAAAAUCAUUAUACAUUAUUAGCU
Messenger RNA from Humulus lupulus (European hop), 2665 nucleotides. RefSeq names its product LRR receptor-like serine/threonine-protein kinase RGI5. Lineage: Eukaryota; Viridiplantae; Streptophyta; Magnoliopsida; Rosales; Cannabaceae. Bases 302 to 2362 code for a protein of 686 amino acids. The record is from RefSeq and is a predicted model, not a curated record. Gene Ontology annotation, molecular function: protein kinase activity; protein binding; ATP binding. Gene Ontology annotation, biological process: protein phosphorylation. The transcript is spliced from 4 exons. Gene Ontology annotation, cellular component: plasma membrane.